Molecule: messenger RNA, 681 nt
Organism: Eruca vesicaria subsp. sativa (arugula)
Lineage: Eukaryota; Viridiplantae; Streptophyta; Magnoliopsida; Brassicales; Brassicaceae
Source: the annotation of a GenBank genome assembly
AUGUCAUCAUCAUUCCCAUUGGCCUCCUUUCUCAUCACUCUCCUGUUGGCUGCAUCUGUCUGCACCCACGGAGGAGAACCGGUAACCGACACCGACGGUGACGAAGUACAGAUCAAUGAAGCAUACUUCAUCCAACCGGUCACUACCGAGCUUAGCAGAGGUGGUCUUGUCCCACUUGCUGCUAGAGUUUCCGGUUGUUCACCUGGCAUCACCGGAUCGCUACCGGAAGAACUGGGAACGCCCGUUAGCAUAGCAUUUCCAAAGGGGUUCAUCAGGGAUAACACAUUUGUCAAUACAAGUUUGGAUAUAACCAUCGAGUUCAAGUCCAACGUCUGCAAGGACCUCUCCAAGUUUUGGCAAGUCGAUGACUUCGCAGAGAAUCGCACUCAGCCUGAUAUUCUCGUCGGUGGUAGCCCGCGGGAAAGAAACAGCGUGUUUAAAAUAGAGAAAGCCGGGGAAGUAGGAGGUAUAAACAUCUACAAUUUCACCACUCCUGUCGGAACCAAAACCGUCGGAGUCCCUCCAGGGCCAUAUCGAACUCCACCACAACUAGUUCUCACUAGUGAUAAGGAUUCGACCCUACUCGUCAAAUUCAUCAAAGUUUAUUAUGCUACUACCCAUGUUACUUCGGUUUCUUCUCGUGUUGAGAAGUUAGGUCUAAGGAUGAUCCCAUUCUACUAG